CUGAAGCUAGGAUGACAUAGGCCCGAGACUAAUCCGUCAUAGAAUAGACGGUUGUCGAGAAGGUAACGGUUUCUCGGUUAAACUGUUGAUGACCUCUUUUCUUCCCCGUUUGCGGCCUCCUUUUUUUUUUUUACUUUGAAGAUCCGGCCGAAAUAAACAAGCGAUGUUGUUGGUGCUAGGGUGUUACGGGGUGGUUGUGUGGUGGCGAUGAUGGCUUCGGGGUAUCCGUCUGGUCAGUCCAAGACACAAUAGGUGCUCUGCAGAACCUGGUGCAGCUGGGUCCGCGUCCGCCAAUGCCGGAGCAAAAAAAGGUCGACGAAUGACAGAGCGUAUCGGGGAUGCUGUUUGAAACUGGAGGAAUGCUGUUGUUUAUUUGGGAGUAUAUAUUUAUUGGUUGUAGAUAGAAGAGAAGAAUGAAAAAAAAAGUAGAAGAAAACAGAUCCAAUAUGAAGAACCAACGUGCGGGAUGUGGUAUUGAAGAAUCGGAUGGGAAAAGGAAGGUGGGAGGCAAAGCGGUUAAGUUCAAUCUGCACCUUACGCAUCAAGCACCUCAGGUUAAUGGGAGAUCCAGCGUUGACGUUGAUGCUCUGGCGCUGUUACACUCACUGUUCCUGGCGUCGGCAAGCGCUGUCGACAACCCCUGUAGGUACGCCUACGGGGGUGGAGCGUAGGGGGGAGUCUGAACUGGGCUAGCAGCUGGUAGGGUACGGUACAGAAGGGGGAGGAGGGCUGAAGAUGGGCCCGGGAGUGCAAAAUGGCAGGACAAGGCAAGUUCUAGAGAUUUGAAAGGCAACCUUGCCUUACAACGCAACGUAAAAAGAAUGUGGCGGUAGGAAUGACGAUAUCUGCACGCCUCAUUUCUUGUGUUCACAGCUUAUUCCCGUUCUUGAACUAUUCGAAAGUAGUAAUAAGAUGUGACGGAGGGGAACAAGAUACAAGCUGAAGAAGGGAAAAAGAGGUGGGAGCAUGAGCAACAAGACGGGGGGAGUGAGCAUCUGCCGAUGAAGGGGGGUGUGAGGACAUAUACCAGCUACCAAAAGACGAAGCCAAGACGAGCGCAAUAUCAACGUCUUUCUUUUUGUUAAUGAGACUCUCUCUACCUACUAGGCUCUUCUGUCAACUGCCAGACAUUCCAUGCCAUGCCAAGCCAUCGUCACCCGUUCGCUUGCUCAAGAUGGAGCUGCAUAUCCGUCCCUUGUACUGUAGCAUCAGUUUGUUUUCUCUACAACACAGUUAUUGAGGCACAGGGACGGAACGGGUGUGCAGUGGCAUGCCAAAGGAUCCUAUCCUAUUCAUCCAUGGGCUUGCAUGUGCCACCAACAACUGUCAGUUCAAAUCACCCACAGAUUCGUUAGCUCCCUUUGUCAAGAUCAUGAUGGGCUGCAUCUCUCGAAGCAGAAAAAAAAAAGGGUGAUGUGAUAUCUCCUCCACUUGGCUCUUACAUAAAACGCCGUAUUACGCUCAACCUUUCUGAACGCUGAGAAUCGUCUUACAGAGGAGUCCAGCUGCUUACCAUUCCCAACUGUCUCUCAUUUGGCCCUCCGUACAGACAAGAGGAGCAGAACAGGGGGGUGCGGCAUCAAUCUGGCUCUGCGUUCCGCUAUUGUUGUCGACCAGAGAAGGGUCCCGCAAGUCGUUUACAGGGGGUUUACCCCCGCUCCGACGGUGCUCCUGAGAGGUCUUUGACUGCCCUGCCCUACGGACUCUCGUUUGAGAUGGGCUCCAUCAGAAUACCACCUUGCUCUGUAGCCCUGCGCUGCUAUCUCUGCCCUGGAGGGCUGGACUGGGCACUUGGGUGUGGGCGAAGCACAAGCUGUUGGGGGUUGGCCUCCCGCGUGGGAGAGGGGUGUAGGGCAGGGCAGUCAAUGGAGCUUUGUUGGACGCCUUGAGGGCGUUGAUCUAGUAGGGUACCAAAUUCUGGCUGUCGGCCAAUGUACAGUAUCUGACCUUACCUUACCUUACCUCUCUCACCUUUGAGAUGGAGUCAUGAUCCCUUGCUCACCUGCGCAACCCAACCUACCCACUGAAUCGGUAUUGCUAUACGCACAUUUGUCCAUCCAAUCCUGCCUGCUCUUGCCGUUGACGGCCAUGAUCCCAUAUUCAUAGAAACAGCCGUGGGUGGUAGCAUCUGCACGAGAUGCUUCACAUUCACUCAAUCACGCCCUACGACAUUACAGUACAGGACAGGCUUCUUCCCUGCUCCGUUGCCGGCUGGUUUCUUUUUUGCUUCCGCUUCCGCUUCUCUCACCUGCAAUGCUCACUGGUCGCUCAAGUGCAUCCCGUCCGCCUCCCGCAGCUAUUCCUAGCCUCAAACCCACCAACAGCCAGAAAGAAAUCCAUGGAUAUUUCGCCUUGGCCCUAUAAUACACUUUGCCAACGGCAGUUGUGAUUCGAAUAACACCGAGCAGAUUACAGCCGAGCAGGGCAUUCUACGUCUGGGCUUCUCCUCUUUCACUGUACGAAUAUCGUGGCUUGGAAUCGCCUUGCGGUCGUCUUGGCCCUUAAUACGCCGUCAUUCCUCUAUGCCGCCUCGUCAUCAACCUCGUGGCCGCCCGGUUGGGCUUUCCCCUUACCCACGCGCCACGGCCAAGAGCCUGAACCUAUUUGCGUUAAUACGGGUACGGACGGUGCUCGGUCAACGGUCGCGACCUGGAGCGAAACCUUUUAUCUCAUUGUCAUUGGCACAUUCCAGCCUCAAUAGAAAUGCCAAGAACGAUCUGACUUCGAAUAUUGAGGCUCAGCGGUGAGUGGGAGCAUUUCAUUUCUCAUUCCUUGGUCAGCGACCGAUGGCAUGGAAGAUACGGGGUAAAUGACUCGACUACGCUGAUUCAACCCAAGAUCAGCAGUAUCGACAAAAGCCCAAUUUUGAGAACCGCGCGAAAGAGAAUACAGGACGUUUGCAAAUACGGUUUUUCGCCCCAUCUCUCAUGCAACCUGCCAAACACAGGAAAAGCUAGGUACAGCCGCUUGGACAUGAGAUGUCGCUGUGUCAGUCUCACUGGCCGAGCACGCGGUUUCCAACAGACGAAAUGUCAUUUUAAAGCAAACGGGAAUAACAGACCAAUUUGUAGUGGCAUCUUUACUUGCGCAAUUACUGCAAACGUACGUAAAUGUAAACGUACUAUAUCUCUCAGGAUUGCAGGUGAAUUACGAAAUGUUCCCCAUCGAUAAAACCCCGCGGGUAAAGAAGUUUGGAGAUCUUGCCUAACGUGCCAGGAUCAUCCCAAGCGGAUCUCCCUUGAAUGAUAUCUCCCUCAAUAGGGAUCGCCUGACGACAUGCGACAGACGAGCAGAGCACAUGAGAAGAAAGCGGUUAGAUAGACAACAGGCAAUUCUUGCAGCAUGCGUGCGCGUGUGUCCGUCAUUGAUUCUGCUCAUCUGUUUGGUACGUUUACGCAAUUCAAGUUUGUGGCUGCUGUCAAGAUGCUUCCAGCCCUAGCUAGUAAAGUCUAGUCUCAUCCUUCAAUCCCCAUUGACAUCUCAUCAUUUUUAGCGAGCCAGUUCCUCCAUGAUGCUUGGCUCAUUAGGUCCCCUCAUGAAUCUUUACUCCGCCUAAUCAAAUGCCAGAUCCUAAGGCAUUGGUGAAUGGAUCUGAGAACGGCGGCCUCCGCCCACUAGCAUGAAGAAGCAAUUCGGCUGCCUAGACUAUAGUUUCUAGUACAGUAUCCAUCAAGCCAAACAGCUAGUUUCAGCAUCUUGCACACUCAGACUUGCUCGUUCGGGAUCCCACGACCCAGAGAGAAAAAGCUGAGCCAACACGGACGGACGUGGUGGGAAUUCCUUGGUCGUGUCCCCCCACUUAGACGUCCGUGUUAGUCGUCGUGGCCUGGUCCCUGCACCCGGCCAAGGGAGCGGAUAGCGAAAGCAUCGCGCAUCGACGGUUCGAUACGACCUUCUGAUGAACCCAUUCUGGCUUGGUUCCUCCUGAUAACUGAUCCUCUCACCGUGAGGAGCGAAUCCAAUCCGUCGGGUGCACGACAUUCCAGAAGAGGCAGGCAGUUUGGCUGUGACCCUCUCAAGGCAUCAACCAACUGCUGCUGCUGCUGCUGCUGCUGCUGUCCAAGGCAUUGUUUGUCCAAGGUAAGGGUCUGCAUGUACAUGGUGUUGAGGAUGGAGUAGUGGUCCUGUCCUUGGAGCAGGACCGAUUCUUGUUUACGAUCAACGUGUUACGAAGCUACAGGUUCAAUCUGGUGAUGGUAGCUGGGUUACCUCGUUUGGAAUACAACAAGUUUCGCAACCUCAGCUACACCAAGUUAAUGAGGAUUACAAGAUGAUUACCAACCCGGCACAUGAAGAUCGUCCCUGUCGAGAGUUCAAGCCUUCAAGGGACAAUGGAUGGAUGACUGGAAAUUGGCGGUAAAAAUAUCCCUAACUUCCAUUGCGACGCAAGCUGCGUUCUGUCGUGUUGCACUGAGUCGUGGACUUCCAGGUCCAGGUCUCUUUGGUCUCCAUCAGAGAGGAUGGCAUAGGAGAAUUAAGUUUUGACCAAGUGGGGAGAGGGAGAGUACCCGCGUACCCUCGUGGCUUGUUCGUACACGCGCCACACUCUUUCGGACCUCGGCCGGGGGUGACUUGGUUGGCGGCGCCUACGGCAGGGCAGGUUAGCGGCUUUUUUUGGCUCUCAGCCCUACCAUGGGAUUGCAGUCUUGGCAUCUGUUGAAUUGCCUGUCCAGUGUUAGGGCUGUCUUGGUGGUGUGAUGAGAUUUGUACUGCCAAGAUGUGUACUGGACAGUUAACACGUCUCAACAACAGGAGGCAAAAAUGAUAUUCGAUUGUAUUCUCUCUCUUGUCAUUACAGUCGAGGAUGAAGCAACGUUACAAUCCAUUGUUAGCGACGGACAAUAAAAUAGCAAAUACUUACAUGCAUCUGCCGAACGUGGAGAAAAGCUCGGUUAAUCUCAAUCCAAAUCAGGCUGUGAUCUACUUGAAAGCCAAGUAGACGGUGGUAGUUCCAAGACCGCCAAAGCCACAUUCAAAGACAAAGGAAAUGAGAAAUUGACCGCAGUGCAGUAUCAAGGUCAAGCCAUAGUUGCAAUAGUCAUAGGGCUCUCGGUAAACUUGAAGGCCCCGAUGGAGGGCGUGAAAGGCAAAAGUCAUCCAACGCCUUGGCUGCAAAGCUACCGAACUUACCGGCCUGUGCCACACCUUCACCACUUCACUGUAGCUCUCUUUCUCUCAUUAGAAGGUCUGAUGCCCGGGACAGGCAUUCGGCAGUUCUGUACCUGCUUCUUUCGUGCUUCCAUGCUUCCACAUCCUGCCACUCAUCUCCGUUUCGCCCCAAACCUUCACCUGAGCCUCAGCGUCAUCACCUUUCGUCAUCCUACUCAGCCAUUCUUGGGGGGGAAUACGUGUAUGUGUGUACACGCUCUUUUCGUCUCCCGGCAGCGGCAAAACUCCCACUAUCCGGCACACGCUCAGCGACCAUUGACUUUUUGGACGCGGGACGUUCUCUGCUAACGUUUAGCUCUCCAUUCCCUCGGACCCUUUUAGGCUAUUACGAAUAGGGUAGUCAGUUCGCCGGAUUCACACGCCUUUGCAGGCUCACUCCCCGGCCGUCAAUUUUCGGUGGAUUAAACACUGACGCGCGGAGGCCAGGCGAAACCUAACAGCCAUGCCUUUGCACGGUUGAUACCUUAUCCUCUAGGUUCCUGCAGCAUAAGAGUACAGUAGAGUUGUCGGUUGCAAAGUACGCGAUUAUUAAUGGUGGAGAUUCUCUACUGUAAUGGUUCGUUUUAGACUUUGCAGGCUUAUAGCCAUGCCUGUUUGUUUUCGCACAUUAUUGCCAUGAAUGGAGGGUUUUUCGCUAUCGAAGGGCCCGCCAUCGUCUCGUGAAUCGAAAUUACCAAUAGACAGGCCUCCCGAAUCUGAGACUAGCACUGCACCAUUGACCUUUAGCAUGAUGUUGAGACCCUGAAGCGCCAAUGACGACCUCGUUCAGCCCUGUGCCGCCCGGGUCUAGGUCACGAGCUGGCCCUGACGUUGCAGUCACGCACUGCCGUUUUGACGCUCUGCUGCCGUUUCGGAUGGGCCAGGCGCAGAAAGAAAGGAAGAAUACGACCCUGUUUCAGUGGGCUAUUCGUAUCAUGAGCCAAGGACGUGUGCGCGAUCGCCCUAUCGAACAACACCAAAAGGCCUGAGCCAAGCAAAAUCUGGGUACGCCGCCAACUGCCGAGCGGUAAGUCCCUGCGCGGUGUCAGCACCUUGAUUUCAGAAAGUGGGCACGAGGGGCCCUGUUGAUGUUGCACCGACGUUGGGGUUUCAGGAAUGGAUGGAUGGAUGGAUGGAUAUUUUUCCAAGAUUGACGCCCUGAGCUACUGCCGGUGGGAGAAAGGAUUGGUCUUGUCUUGGUUGUUUUACGGACAAUUGGUAGAGAAUUGAUACUGACAACUCUGAUGACGACUCAACGAGGCGCAGCAACACCUUAUUUCACACCCG
Messenger RNA from Fusarium odoratissimum NRRL 54006, 6435 nucleotides. RefSeq lists its product as uncharacterized. Bases 5071 to 5457 code for a protein of 128 amino acids. NCBI's taxonomy places the organism in Eukaryota, Fungi, Ascomycota, Sordariomycetes, Hypocreales, Nectriaceae. The record is from RefSeq and is a predicted model, not a curated record. The transcript is spliced from 2 exons.